This is a messenger RNA of Anopheles stephensi (Asian malaria mosquito), 2695 nucleotides long. RefSeq lists its product as uncharacterized. The transcript is spliced from 3 exons. The coding region runs from base 1146 to 2420 and encodes 424 amino acids. The record is from RefSeq and is a predicted model, not a curated record. Lineage: Eukaryota; Metazoa; Arthropoda; Insecta; Diptera; Culicidae.
CGUGUGAAGACCGGUGCCGUUGUCGCCUCAGCCACCGGACCGCCCCAGUUUAAUAGUUUAAUAGUAAUAGCUCAAUUAAAAAGAGAGAAGACAUUUAACCGUUUUACUGGUUAUGACGCCGACUCCAGUUGUUCGGAAGACCUAACAAAAAAUUCGCUACCCAUAUUAAGUCAUCCGGAUUCGAUGGAGCUACUCUCUAGACCCAUUUGGGAUUUUCUAAAAGCAGGCCUUUCUUAUGUUGUAUUUUUUUUAAAUAAAAUGCCAAUUUGUUGUCCACCUACGGCACGUUACAAAUCCCACUAUGCUCCGGUGUCCCGGGUGUUCCAGCCGCUGGAAGAGCGCGGAAAAAAUUAUGCCCCACCGUCGGAUGUACGCCCGCUGGCCUGUGGCCGGUGGGGGGUAAUGGGAAAUCCGCUACCACCGCCUAUCGAUCCCACUGUUGACUGGCGUUCCGUCUCUUUGGUGGUUGCACGUCCACCUGAACCCUGGUGACGCUCCUUGCAUUGGCCUUUGUACACCGGCAUAUCGGCAUGCGAAACGGAUGUAGAAAGUCACCCCGUACACCUCGUCAGUUUGCAACCAAAAAACCAACACACACACACACACACACACACACCCUGAGAUCCCCUUCCAUCUGGACGGUGGAGAUCCCCAAAUCGGACCUGGGUACUGCUGGCGGUUGGUUGCGGAUUGCUCUUUGCCAUGGUACGGAAUGGAUGUUCGGCCGUGGCAGACAUUGUGCAAACGACCGCAGAAGCGUGCGGAUCGCGAUCUCGACAUCGAUCGGGUUUUACCUCUGUUUAGCGCCACAUUUGUAACGCAAUUGGAUAAUAGUCACCGUUAGCGAUCCUUGGUCGACGGUGUUCCAGGCCACAGUCCGUAUGCCAUGGCGUACAGUUUGCGAUCUUCGUCGUGUUAGAUAAUGCCAUUUACGCGUCGCCUCAGUGUCUGCCGGUGAAGUGGUUGAAAGUGAAACUUAUUCAAAGAAAACGGAAAACGUGACGCAACGUGACCGUUGAGUGUGGGGCACGUAUCGAAGAAGAGAGUGUGAUCGGUUUGUGGUCCCGACGAAAAGAACAGCAGACCUUCCCAAUUUGGGCGUUCCAGUGAAUCCCGAGUUCCCGCACCAAAUCCGGCCCCUUGAGAUGGGAUAUCCCGGGCUGAUGCGUCUUCUGCUGGUGGUGGUGAUCGUAGGCGUGACCGUUAGUGAAGUCGGCGGAAUCUAUGUGGUCGAGAGUGGUGGCAAGAAAUCGUUCGUCCGGCUUGGGGCCCACCACUGGACGGAUGGGUCGGAGGACGACGGGUUGUGGUCGAGCCUGCUGGAGGAGUACACCGUCGGCUUGAACCAGAGUGCCACGAGUGCACCGAGGGAAAGUCGGGUAAUGCAAGCGACCGUCGUGGCGGCGCCGGCACCAAAGUACAUUCCAACCUCCAGUUUCUACAUCAACAAACGCAUCGGCGAAGCGCUCGAGCUCGACCCGCAACACCCGCAGCAGCAGCAUCACGCGCACCGUGGGCCAGCAUCACCACCGGUAGGGAAAGUGAUCGCCAGUACCGGUGCCGGUGGGCUGUUCGGUGACAAUCAUCUGAACGGUGCGAAUCAUGGUGCCACAUUCACGCCCAUGCGCCAAACGUUCGGUGGUGCCAGUCCGACCGAGCUGCUCGCCUCUCCGCGCGAAGUGUCCGAAACGGAUCUGUAUCUGCUGGGUGCGAUCGAGAAGCUGGUGUAUCGGGUGGAUUACAUGGAGAAUCGGUUACGCCGGGCGGAGCAGAUCAUCUACUUCCUGAUGGCAGGCAACAGCCAAAAGCAGGAACCGUGUCCACAGAACUUUACGCAGGUGCACGAUCGUUGCUAUCACUUCGAUAUUGAGCGCGGGCUGAACUGGAAGUCUGCCAGCACGAUGUGCAAAUCGUACGGUGCCCAUCUGGCAGAGUUUGAAACGGUGGCCGAGUUCCAGGAUGUGGUUGCGUACAUACUAAACAAUCCGGUUAACCGCGGCAAGGACUUUUGGCUCGGUGGACUCAAUCCCGGACUGCUCUGGAUCUGGGCGAAUUCGGCCAAACCGGUUAAUCCCAACACAAACUUAAGCUCCAUCACAACGGCGUCCAAACCGGGCAAGGGCACGUCGACCGGCAGUGCCUCACCAACGAAGGCAACGAAGCUGAGCAAUGGUACGGAUGCUUCCGGAGAUACUAAGAUUGUUAACAAUCCGACCAACAGCAAGCAACCGACGCUGGAGAUUACGGGCAGUGGACGCUGUCUACGGUUAAGUUACAAUUCUGCGCUGUACACGUACGGGUAUCGGGGCGAGGACUGUUCGGCACAGUUUAGUUACGUGUGCGAACUGAAGGACAAGUCGCUGGACAAUGAAAUCUCAAGGAUAGCGAAGCAGUUGCAGCUGGCGGAUGAUGUUUCUUAGGUGCGAUUUGUACAACCGUUUAUUUAUUACGUUGUGAGUACGUCGACGCGUUAAUUUAUGAAGUACCGAAAUAAGUGAUAUAGAAGAUAAUAAAGCACUGUUUGAUAGAUGAAAACCCUUUCGAGAGGAUUAUGUGGAGUUAUCAAGAUCUAGGUCAAGGACUCCGAAAGGAUUGCCGUCAUCAUGAAGGAGUUGUUGGGUGUGAAAAUGUGCGGAAUAGAGUCUUGCUUACCUGCGGAAUGUAACUGAGUCCUACGACAUCUGAGAAACGGCUA